Messenger RNA from Penicillium oxalicum, 669 nucleotides. RefSeq lists its product as uncharacterized. The transcript has 2 exons. The coding region runs from base 1 to 669 and encodes 222 amino acids. The record is from RefSeq and is a predicted model, not a curated record. Lineage: Eukaryota; Fungi; Ascomycota; Eurotiomycetes; Eurotiales; Aspergillaceae.
AUGCAUCUUCCAACCCCCCACACCCUCCUCCUACUCAUUCUCCCUCUCACCCUCGACUUCAGCGCCAGCGCCCAACCCCUUCGCAAACCAACCACCCACAGACCCGCAGUCGAUACGGCCUCAUCCCUCACCGAGGCUCAAGUCUUGACCAUCUCCCCCAACGCAAAUACAUGCGACAAUGCUCCCGCUGAAGGCGAAUGCGCAACCGCCAAGAUCGCAGCGCAGUACACGGCGCAGUCCUUUGAUAAUUACAAGGUCACCAGCAAGGCGGAGCAGGCUGCUAUCGUCAGUUUGAUGGCGUUUGAGAGUGGGGAUUUCAAGUAUAAUAAGAAUCAUUUCCCCGGGGUGGCCGGGCAGGGAACGCGUGAUAUGCAAUCUCCCACCUUCAACAAGAAAUAUGCCUCGUCUCUACCGGAUCUGGCCGAGAAACUUCCCUCGGUGUCGGAUUCGCCGGCAGAUCUGCUUGAUCUCUUGCGGGCCAAUGAGACAUAUGAUUUUGGGUCGGGGGCCUGGUUCUUGACCACUCAGUGCUCGAGUGACGUGCGGACGGCGCUGCAAAAGGGUGAUGAAGCUGGGUGGUCGAGAUAUAUUAGUGAAUGUGUGGGUACGACGGUGACUGAUGACCGCAAGGCAUACUGGAAGAGGGCCGUUGGUGCACUGGGUGUUUGA